Molecule: messenger RNA, 1137 nt
Organism: Akanthomyces muscarius
Lineage: Eukaryota; Fungi; Ascomycota; Sordariomycetes; Hypocreales; Cordycipitaceae
Exons: 1
Coding region: 1-1137 (378 amino acids)
Biological process (GO): zinc ion import across plasma membrane
Cellular component (GO): plasma membrane
Molecular function (GO): high-affinity zinc transmembrane transporter activity
Source: RefSeq, a predicted model, not a curated record
AUGGCUAGCCCAGCCUUUGAUCCCGAAAGAGUCAAUCUGACCGAUAUUCUCGCCAGCGGAGCCUCUCAGGCACCGAUUACCUGCUUUCUGAACGCUGCCGGCAACCAAUAUGGCGGCAGUAUCGGCAUCCGCAUCGGCUCCAUCUUCGUCAUCGGCGCCGUGUCCACGGCCGUGACCUUUUUCCCCGUCGUGGCGACGCGCAUCCCGCGCCUCAAGAUCCCGCUCUACGUCUAUCUCUUUGCGCGCUAUUUCGGCUCCGGCGUCAUUCUCGCGACCGCCUUCAUACACCUCCUCGAUCCCGCCUACUCGGAGAUUGGCCCGGCCUCGUGCGUCGGGCUGACGGGCGGCUGGGCCGGCUACUCGUGGCCGCCGGCCAUUGCCCUGGCCGCCGCCAUGUUUACGUUUCUGCUCGACUUUGCGGCCGAGUACUACGUGCAGAUGCGCUACGGCCUCCCCCACGGCGAGGCGAGCGUCGAGGCCACCAUCACGACGGGCGGCGGCCAGGUGACGCAUCAGCAGCUGCACUCGGGGGACAUGAACGGCGUGGCGGAGAACGGUCGCGACGCAUCCAAGGAUCGCAAGGGCUAUUCCGGUCUUUCAGAGCUGAAACAUCUCGCCGGCGACUCCGAAGAGACCGAGCUCCUCUUUCAAACACAAAUUGCGGCUUUUCUCAUUCUUGAGUUUGGUGUUCUCUUUCACAGCGUCUUCAUCGGGUUGAACUUGGGUGUCGCAGGUGCCGACGACUUUAAGACGCUAUUUCCUGUUCUAGUCUUCCAUCAAUCCUUUGAAGGUCUUGGAAUCGGGGCCAGGCUGAGCGCAAUUCCGUUUCCUUCUCGUCUGUCGUGGGGCCCAUGGGUGCUAUGCGCUGCGUACGGCUUGACCACCCCGAUCGCCAUCGCUAUUGGCUUGGGCCUGCGAAGCACCUACGACAACUCGUCCUUCACAGCCAACGUUGUCAACGGCUUAUUCGACUCCAUUUCCGCCGGUAUUCUCAUGUACACUGGCUUCGUGGAGAUGAUUGCGCGUGAUUUUCUUUUUAAUCCUGAGCGCACGAACAAGAAGUCGCGCCUAAGUUUCAUGAUUGUCUGUCUAUUUCUCGGUGCUGGAAUCAUGGCGUUGCUUGGAAAGUGGGCUUGA